Messenger RNA from Tremella mesenterica DSM 1558, 879 nucleotides. RefSeq lists its product as uncharacterized. The coding region runs from base 1 to 879 and encodes 292 amino acids. Gene Ontology annotation, cellular component: membrane. Gene Ontology annotation, biological process: transmembrane transport; carbohydrate transport. Gene Ontology annotation, molecular function: carbohydrate:proton symporter activity. Lineage: Eukaryota; Fungi; Basidiomycota; Tremellomycetes; Tremellales; Tremellaceae. The transcript is spliced from 4 exons. The record is from RefSeq and is a predicted model, not a curated record.
AUGGAACCUACUAUGCAUGAUAUCGACGUCAAAACGGAGGUGUCACAUGUGGAAGAUGCAAAACCGCAAGAGAUUCUCGAAACGCGUUUUGUCUGUGACCGAAACCGUUUGAAGACCAUGCGCAAGUUCUGGAAACCGCUCUUGUUCUGCAUGAUGGUCAAUUGGGCGGCUCUUAACGAUGGUUUUCAGAACCAACUUCCCGGAAAUAUCAUUGCCAAUUCUGGUUUCAUUCACACCAUGGCCAAUUCCGUCGUCGAUGGUUCUCCUGCCAUCUCGUCCAAUGUCAUUUCCCUCUGGGGAGGCAUAGGGGCUGUAGCUCAGACUAUUGGUCAAGCUGUCGGUGCGACCUCGUCGGACUACAUAGGUCGAAAGGGAGCCAUGUGGAUGUUUGCUAUACUCUUCCUUGCUUCGUCUGGGGUAUCCAUCGGAGCUAGUAAUUGGAAGGUCUGGCUCGGAGCCAAAGUGCUCAAUCAACUAGCACUUGGUAUCGCCAUUUCUACCAUUGUCACAUACCUUUCCGAAGUCGCUCCAUUCCAACUGCGUGGUAUGAUGAUGGGUAGCUAUCAGCUCAUGUUCGGUAUCGGUCAAUUCAUUGGGUCCAUAGCUACGCAAGUUUUACAAGACACCAACCCCGAAAAAUGGCGACCUACCAUCGCAUCUGAAUUCGUCAUCACCGGUAUCUUCGUCAUCUUCCUAAUCUUCGUCCCUGAAUCUCAUUACUACUACGCCAGGAAGGGUCAAGAUGAGAAAGCAAAGAAAGUUAUGAGAAGGGUAUAUGGUAAUAUUGAAGAUUAUGAUGUGGAUUAUGAAUAUUUGGUCAUUGAACAAUCUCUUCAACAUGAGAAAUCGCUUCACCAUUUACAACAUCAAGCCGAUUGA